AUGGCUUCACGUUCAGUAAAGACGUUGACUAUUGCCCUCUCGCUUUUGAGUGAGGCCUUAGCCCAAUCCGCCAAUGAAACCGUCUGGUCUUCAUUCGCGUAUGUCCUAUAUGGUGAACGUACACCGCUACAAGGCGAAUUACAGCCUACCUUGACCCCGCUGGGUGCGCAACAGCUUUACUUCCAAGGAUCGCUCUUCAGAGCUCGAUAUUUAUCUAAUUCGAGUUUAUCGGAUGAAGACAAUGCUAUAACGACAAACUCACCGAUCUCUGGUAUAGAACGGCAAGCUCUAGACAACAGUCAACUCGACAUCUACAGCACUACACAAGAUUAUGUUGUCGGAGGUGCUCUAGCCUUUUUACAAGGCCUCUACCCACCAGUUACACAAACAUUCGCUUACAAUAAUGGUGGUAACAAUGCCUCUACAUUGGCCAAUGGCACCAAGGUGGAUUUUCCUUUAGAUGGUUAUCAAUACCCGAAUAUUCGGACUGUUCCAACCACCGAUUCAAAUUCUGUCUGGAUCGAGGGACAGUCGAUAUGUACCGAGUAUUGGUCGUCGAGUGGUGAUUUCAGGAGCAGCGAGAUUGCUCAAGAGAUGUAUAAUGCGACCCUUCCAUUCUAUGAGACAACAUGGGCAGAGGUAUUUCCGAAUACAUUAGCGAAUUCGAUGUUGAACUUCGAUUACGCUUAUGAUCUAUACGAUUAUGCCCAAUACGCGUAUGAUCACGACGACUCUGUGCGCGAUUCCCUUAAUGCAGACCGUUUAGCGAUUUUGCGCAACCUAGCGAGCAACCAACAAGUGGACCUGAACGCCAAUCUAACAGCGUCAGGAUUGCAAGAAGGCGACAUGAUUCGCGCCAUCUCAGGGCGUACACUUGCAGCGAAGGUGGUGGCACAACUGUCGUCACACAUUGCGUCGGCUGGUACUAUUAAUAAGAUGUCGCUCAUGUUUGGGUCUUUUGAGCCAUUCCUAGCCUUCUUUGCGCUCUCAAACCUGUCGGAUACCAACGGAUUUUUCCAACAGAUCCCAGGGCCCGGCUCGGCUAUGGUGUUCGAGCUCUUUAGCAUCGACAAUGUCACCUCGUACCCUCAUGAGGAUGAAUUGUGGGUGCGUUUCCUCUUCCGUAAUGGCACCGACUCCUCUCAACCGUUGGUCGAGUAUCCGCUGUUUGGGCGUGAUAAUUCGGAGUCGCGUAUCCGUUGGGAAGACUUUACGGUUUAUAUUGCCAGGUUUUCCAUCCAGGAUGUCUCCACUUGGUGCGAUCUUUGUUCUUCUGUCACCUUAUUUUGCAACUCGCUAGGUCACAGCUCUGGAAGCUCGGGCGGCUUGUCAAACAGUGGGGAGAGCAGCAAUGCAUCCCUAUCUCCAGCGGUUUCCGGUGUUAUCGGAGCCGUAACGACCAUCGCAGUUCUCGCGCUCGUGGGUACUACCGCAUUCGUCUUUGGCGGAAUACGCGUUCAACGCAGAGAUCCUCUAGACGCCGCAAGACGUCGCAGCAGCUUAGGUGGAUUCAAGGGAGCCGAGAAGAUGGCCUCAGAUCAUGAUGUCUCAAUUGCGAAGACAGGUGCUAGACAUGAGCGUGUUGGUAGCUGGGAACUAGGAGGUCCUGGUCCGACGAUUACGACUCCGGCUCCAGCCGCGACAACUGAAGGCGGCACCAGUGGUUUCUUUGGUGCUUCCAUUAGACACCGUGGAGAUGAAGAUGCCGAUAGCAUUGCGGGAUUGUCCCCGGUGAAACCUGUAGAACGGGUUUAA
Molecule: messenger RNA, 1755 nt
Organism: Hypoxylon trugodes
Lineage: Eukaryota; Fungi; Ascomycota; Sordariomycetes; Xylariales; Hypoxylaceae
Product: phosphoglycerate mutase-like protein
Exons: 2
Coding region: 1-1755 (584 amino acids)
Biological process (GO): dephosphorylation
Molecular function (GO): phosphatase activity
Source: RefSeq, a predicted model, not a curated record